This is a messenger RNA of Dichotomopilus funicola, 654 nucleotides long. RefSeq names its product autophagy protein 16. The record is from RefSeq and is a predicted model, not a curated record. The transcript is spliced from 2 exons. Bases 1 to 654 code for a protein of 217 amino acids. Lineage: Eukaryota; Fungi; Ascomycota; Sordariomycetes; Sordariales; Chaetomiaceae.
AUGGCGGACUGGCGACAAGAGUUUGUCACCGGUAUUCGGGACGCCGAGAAACAAUUCCCCUACGACCGAGAGCUUGUGGCCGCAUACUCUCAACUCGUCGACCGUGUAUCCGUCCUCGAAGCUGAAAAAGCAAGCGCCCAAGCGCAACAACAACCAUCCGGUACCUCGACUCCCAACCCCGCAUCAGCCGCCAAAUCCUCGCCAGCUCCAGCCUCACCCGCCCCUCAGGCUCCAGGGGCACCACCCACCGACGAUGGACCCCUCGUAGCCCGGCUCCGCCUCGAGCUCGCCGAAGCCCUCCGCGCCAAGGGUCAAUCCCAACAGCGCCUCCAAACCGCCGAAGACGAGCUCGCCCGGCUACGCAGCAAAGCGACGGCCGACACCAAGACCCUGCGCGACCUCACAGCCGAGCGCCGUACACUCGUCGUAAAGCUACGCGACCGCGACGAGGAGCUGCGUGUCAAGAAUAGGCUCGUGGCCGACGUGCAGGACGAGUUAGCAGUGCUCAACAUGCAGCUGGACAUGGUGGAGAAGCGGCGGGCUGAGAAGGAGGCCGAGAACAAGCAGCUGGUUGAGCGAUUCAUGAAGCGCGUCGGACAAGAGGCCGAGGCCAUGAAUCUAGCCAACGACCCGUUGUUCAGCAAGAAGCGGUGA